AUGGCUGUGAUUCCACAUGCUCAAACACGCUAUUUACGUGCAGUAAAUGCUACCGUGGUUGUCAUUCCAAAGGCAAUCAGGAAGUUUUUUCUUACUAAACACCAAAUAACAACUUUGACGAAAGAUUUGUCGGAUAAAGAAGAAGAAAUCAAGAAAUAUCCUGGAGUGACAAAAGGAAAUUUACAUUUACUCCUUCCAGGAAAGGGAAAACUGGUCAACCCUGAAGAAUUUGACAUAACAUUAUUAACAACUCUCCUCCGUAACUUCACAAAAAUUUCUCCUCCUUCAACAGGAUGGAAUAAUGCUCCUUUUGCGACAGACACUAGUGAAGGGGCAGACUUAGUCAGGAUACGUUUAAUACGGAAUCAACUCAUGCAUAAGAAUGAUGGUGAAUUAGAUGAGCAAGAAUUCAAAUCCAUUUGGAGUGAAAUAAAGAAUGCUGUCAGUCGACUAGGAAAGGGAGCAUUUGACUUAGAAAUUACAAGUUUGCUGAUUUCAUCUAUAGAUGGAUCUCAGAAAGAUAUUUUAACCCAUUUCAAGAAACAAGUUUGUCAAAUAGAAAAAAUAGAGACCGAGGUGGAUAACAUCAAAUUCUGUCAGAAUGCGAUCAAAAAGAGAAUUGGAGCACUCGAAGAAGACAUUAGAAAUAACGAUAUGCUUAUUCAGCUUCAAAGCAGACCAAACAACUACUUUUCAGAUUCAAUAUCAGACACUUUUCUUUGGGACAUUGAUGAACAAAUUAAGUGCUGGAAGUCUGAAAAUGAGACAUUUCAUGUUACUAAAUUUGCAGAAAAUCUUUAUAAUGCUAUUUCAUUGAACAACAUUGUUACUGUUGUCGGUAAUUCUGGUUCGGGGAAAACGGCAACAACUCGUUAUGUAGCACUUAAAUUAAAAGAGGAGGGAUACAAAAUUAUACCAGUUAACAGACCCGAGGACAUUCAGCGUUAUCACAAUAAAAACAAAAAACAGAUCUUCGUUGUUGAUGAUGUUGUUGGUGACAAAACCUUAGAUGAACAUCUUUCUAACAGCUGGGAAAGAAAGAGUUUUAUUGAAUGGGCAAAACGAAACCAUGUGAUGUCAAUAGAGGGAAAUGCGGAAAACAUAAAGAGGAAUCUUACUGAAGAUAUAAGGAAAGACCAAAUCAAGAUCGACAAAGAUUCAAAAAGUUGUAAAAUUUUAGUUACUUGCAGAUCAAUUAUAAGCAACAGCAGGCGUUUUAAAAGGAUAAAAAUUCUAUGCUUAAACAUUCUCAACAUAGACUUUGCCACAAAUAAAAUUUCAUAUUUAGAAAGAAAGGAAAUUUUACAGAAAUACACCAACUUACAUUUAAAUAUUACGGAAGUUGAUUUCAUGCGUCACGACAAUUUUCCAUUGUUAUGCAAAAUUUUUUCAAAAAACGAUUCUUUACACUCAGCUCCUGAAGCGUUUUUUCUCAAUCCUUUCUCAGAAUACAUUAAAGAACUGGAGAAUUUAUUUGUACACAACAACUUUAAAUACUGUACACUUGUAUGCCUUUUACUCUUUGGAAAUAAGUUUGUAACAGAGGAAAAUGAAAAUAUUUCUGGAAUUCAGGAUGUGUUUAAAAGUUUUGGGAUUUUAUUUCAAUGUUCCAGGGUUAUAAUACGAAAUGCUUUGGAGGAACUCACAGAUGUAUAUGUUAGACGAAUUUCAGAAUCAUAUGAAUUCCUUCAUGCCACACACACAGAUAUAAUAGCAUACCAUCUUUGCAUCACGCAAAAAAAUUUCUGGCUGAUGGCAAAGUACGGUCCAGUUUCUAUCAUCCGUGAUCGUGUAAGACCUUACAAAACUUUAAAUUCAGACGACCAUAGAGAUGAAUAUUUUAUCAUAAUUGAAGGUUCUGAUGUGGAUCUAUUAAUCAGAAGGAUUUACAAAGAAAUUACAGAGCCUAUGAAUUGGGAAGAUAUAUUUCAUCUACCUUAUUUUCCUAACGAUUGUUUGGAGGAAAAACUCGGUAAAACCAUCAUUAAAGAAAGUCCAAUGCUAUUUUUGUCUGCCAAAACAGAUUGCAUUUUUUCUUCUGUUUACUGGGGAAAUCUUUCAGAGUUGAGACAUAUAUUUUUAUUGAAAUGUCCUCUAUUGCUUUGGACCUUGGGCUUUGGAUGGGCAAAAUUAUUUGAUCUUGGUCUGAAAUAUCAAUAUUCAGAAUAUGCAGCACUUAAAGGGCUCCUAUUAAACAGAGAUGUUUGUUAUGUCUUGUCUCUAAUGAGUAGCAACACGAAGUUAGUGAAAAAAAUUGAUAGUCUAUGUAAAGUGCAAAGUUCAUGUCUGCUAUGUGAAAAUUAUUCUGCUAAGCCUACAUUCGAACACUCAGAAAAUUGUCCAGUCAACUUUAUCUCUGAUAUAUACGUCCCUUGUGUGUCUGGAAGUGAAGAUGUUAUGAAUUAUUUUCUGUCAAAAAGUCCUCAUAUCUGUGUAAAUGUAACACAUCCAUUGCCAAAUUUUGAGCUGAUUACACGUUCUUGUUAUGUAACUCCACUUCAGGUCUCUUGUAUGUUUGGAUUUUAUGAUAUUACAAACCUACUUUUAAAAGCGAAUGCAGACGUGGAAGCAAGUGUUUCUAAUACGGAUUCUCCAUUAUUAUUUGCUAGUAGAAGAGGUUUCUCAGAAGUUGUAGCAUUGCUGAUAUCAAAAGGGGCAAGUAUUAAUAAAUAUAAAGGAAAAAAACCAGGACCCUUGAUGGCAGCCAUUUAUUCUGGAUCCAAAGAAGUAGUGCAUGUGUUGCUUUCAAGUGGUAUUUCAGUGAACGAUGCCGAUAUUCGUGGAGACACUCCAUUACAUGCGGCCUCUAAAGCAAAUCAGGAAUCAAUUGCGAAAAUAUUGAUCGAAUCCAAAGCAGAUAUGGAUAUUUCAAAUAAUUCCGGCAAUACUCCACUAUUGAUAGCAUGCUGUGAAGGAAAUGAAGAAAUCAUAUCUUUGUUACUCCGUAGUGGUGCUUCUCAUACAGCCCAUUUGAAUUGUAUGCCGCUUUUGUAUUUCGCUAUUCAUUAUGGAUUUAAAGAUAUUGUAUUAAAACUUCUUUCCAGGGGUGCUCUAUCUACAUAUUGUAGUACACCGUAUUUGCACAAGGCUGUUUAUAAACAAGAUAUUGAAAUCAUUGAAAUACUCCUUGAAAAAAAAUCUGUUGUAAAUAUUGUUGAUUCCUAUGAAAACACACCUUUGCAUGAAUCCUGCAGAGUGAGUUCUGAUGAAAAGAUAGUUAAAUGUUUGCUGUCUUAUGGUGCAGACACAAAUUUAAAAAAUAGAGAAGGUGAGACAGCUCUUAUAAUUAGUGGGAAAUAUGGAUGUAGUAAAUCGAUUCCCUUGCUUCUUGAAAAGGGAGCAAAGUUAAAUCAGGAAGAUAAAAGUGGGAGAACAGCUCUAUGGUGGUCUUGUGUUAAUGGUAAUUUAGAAUCUACAAGAAUUCUCCUUAAGAGAAAUGCCGACGUCAACAAACAGGAUGUAGCAGGUUGUUCUCCUUUGUUUUGGGCUUGCAGCAACGGGUAUAUUAAUACUGUGAAGGAACUUUUGUCAUUUGGAGCAAAGAUUAUUGCGACAAAGGAAUCUAUUACCCCGUUUUGGGCCGCCUGUAGUUCAGGUAAAAUAGAAGUUGUUUCCUUGCUUUUUAAAAAAGGAAUCGAUCCAACACUUUGCAAUAACAGAAAUGAAUCGCCUCUCUGGAUAGCCUGCAAAAAUGGACAUAGUAUGGUAGUGUCCUUUUUACUUGAGAAUAGUGCAUAUUCUGAUAAAGAAAUACAUGAACGAAGUCCUUUAAGAAUGGCAUGUAUAUUACGAAAAAGAAAUGUGAUUGAAAUCUUGCUGAGAUUUGGUUUUGGAAUUGGCGAUUUUGAAUAUGCGCUAGCUCGAACUACUGAAAAGAUAAAAAGGAAAAUUAACUUUUCGUCUUUAAUGGAUUUCUUUUUAAAUGGAGUUGAACGUCAAUUUUUAUCAACCAAAUUACAACUGCAAAUAUUUGAGGAUUGUUUUGGCAAUUUAGAUAAGAAGGAUAUUUAUGGAAAUACACCUUUACUAGUAGCUAGUAGAAACGGGUUUUCUAACAUCGUUUUUCUUUUGCUUUCACAAGGGGCAAAUCCUAACUAUGAAAAUCCAAAUGAUGGUAUGACAGCUUUAAUGUGGUCUCGUUUAAAAAAACAUGAUGACAUAACCCUUAUGUUAAUGGGCUAUGAUUCAAAGUUAGUAACUACUGAUUCUUUGUCGAAGCUUUUUAGUGAAAAAAUAAAACAUUGUUCUGAGGUUGUUCCAGUUGCAUUCCAAAACAAACUAGUUGAAGAAAUUGACAGUGGAACAAAUUGUAAAUUUACCCGGCCAAUAUUUAUUGCUCUCCGUGAAGGUUAUGAAGAGGUCCUUAGAAUUUUACAUGUAUCUCAGUUUGAAGUUGAUGUGAACGUUUCAAAUAAGAACGGUGACACUGCGCUUAUUAUAUGUUGUAAGUAUUAUCAGGUUAAAAUGAUCAAACUGCUAUUAGAAAAUAGAGCAGAAAUCGAUCAAAGAGAUGGGUGUGGACGAACAGCCCUGUGGUGGGCUUGUGUGAAUGGCGAUAUGAAAGUUGCAAGCUUGUUACUGGAGAAAAACGCAGACAAUUUAGAUCUAAUGGCAGAUCACUCUAACUGCAGAAAAUACCUUAGAAUCAGAAUAGAAUUAGAACUCUUUAGUGUGUGGUGA
Saccostrea cuccullata (small rock oyster) is the source of this 4680-nucleotide messenger RNA. RefSeq lists its product as uncharacterized. The record is from RefSeq and is a predicted model, not a curated record. The coding region runs from base 1 to 4680 and encodes 1559 amino acids. NCBI's taxonomy places the organism in Eukaryota, Metazoa, Mollusca, Bivalvia, Ostreida, Ostreidae. Gene Ontology annotation, molecular function: protein binding. The transcript is spliced from 5 exons.